Molecule: messenger RNA, 1964 nt
Organism: Volvox carteri f. nagariensis
Lineage: Eukaryota; Viridiplantae; Chlorophyta; Chlorophyceae; Chlamydomonadales; Volvocaceae
Exons: 7
Coding region: 23-1294 (423 amino acids)
Biological process (GO): sulfate assimilation
Molecular function (GO): sulfate adenylyltransferase (ATP) activity
Source: RefSeq, a predicted model, not a curated record
UAUUAUCUUAAGUGAUACCAACAUGUUGCAGCAAAGCGUAAAGGCCUUUGUGGGCUUCCGUGGCCUGUUGAGUAAAUAUGCAGCACCUUACUCGACUCGCCUUUUCUCCACUUCGACUGGAUUCAAGACGGAUGGAACUGGCCGGAUCCUGCCGCACGGCGGCGAACUCGUCGACUUGUCAGUAACAGAUCCUCAGGAGAAAAAGGAGCUGGCCGCGUCUUGCAAGUUCACGCAAGAGUGCAGUGAUCGAAAUGCUUGUGAUGUCGAGCUCUUGUCUGUGGGUGGUUUCUCGCCGCUUAAGGGAUUUAUGAACCGUGAUGUUUACGAUCAUGUGGUAGCUAACAUGAGGUUGCCCCAAAGCAACCUGAUUUUUGGUCUUCCUGUGGUGUUUGACACGGAGAAUGAGGCUGUCAAGGAGGGCGAUCGGGUGCUCCUCAAGUACAAGGGCCAAAAUAUUGGCGUGCUCGAGGUUGAAAGCAAAUGGGUUCCAAACAAGGCGAAGGAGACAAAGGAGUGCUACCGGACGUCCUCUCUGGAACACCCAGGCGUGCAAAUGGUGGCGAUGGAGCGCGGCAAGUACUAUCUUGGCGGCAAAGUCUGGGGCUUGGACAUUCCUAAACGGGAGUUUCCUUGUGCGACCCCACGGGAGGUUCGCGCCCUGCUGCCGGCGCAACAGGAUGUGGUCGUGUUUCAGUGCCGGAACCCGGUCCAUCGUGCACACUACGAGCUCUUUACCCGGGCUUUGCACGCCCCUAACGUGCGCCCCGGUGCAGUCUGCCUGGUGCACCCCACGGUGGGCCCAACACAGGAUGAUGAUAUUCCCGGGAUCGUGCGGUACCACACCUACGAGGUGCUGAAGGCUGAGUUGCAGAAUCCUGCCAUCAAGUGGGCCUACUUGCCGUACAGCAUGCACAUGGCUGGGCCCCGCGAAGCCAUCCAGCAUAUGUUGAUCCGCAAGAACUAUGGAUGCACGCACUUCAUUGUCGGUCGCGACAUGGCUGGGUCUAAGAGCUGCUUGACAGGUGAAGACUUUUAUGGAAUUUAUGAUGCACAGGACUUUGCCAAGAAGCACGCUGAGGAGCUGGGCAUGCAAACCGUUCCAAGUGCAGACGUGGUCUACACCGAGGAACGCGGCUACGUUACCGUGGACGAAGCCAAGAAGGAUGGGCUUCAUGUGCGCAAGCUCAGCGGCACGAAGUUCCGGCAAAUGCUUCGCGCUGGCGAGGACAUUCCUGAAUGGUUCGCCUUCAAAUCCGUCGUCAGUGUUCUCCGGGCCCAUACGCAGUCAUCGUAAAACCCUCAACGAAAUUUCAGCCACGGAUUUCUCGAACUUUAGGGUGAUGCCUUCAUGCAUGCUUUUGGCUGAGAUUGAGCUUUGCUGCUUCUUGGGAGUUUUGGGGUAUAAGCAUCCUCUGUUUUGCAUUACCUUGCACUGCAAUAGUACUUGUGAAUAGCGACAUAUGCGAUUUUGGUGUCUGCGAUUUUUAAGCCUUUGCAUUUGGUUAAUAUCCUUACGUGUCUGCAAGCCGUCCAGCGUGCGUUCACGUUCUGCUUAGGAUGUCGACGUUUUUGCGGUUAUGCCCGCCGCCUAGCUGACCUGACUGCCUUAAACUGUCUUAGUCCUGACAUUGAUGACCAAUUGAUGUCCAGCUUGAGCAUUCUGUGAUCUCUUUGUUCGCAAGGAAUCCUUGUGAUAAGGGAAGUGCGUGCCUCCGUUUGAGCACCUAGCGCCUGUAAGUACGACAGGUUUCCGUACUGCUCCAUGUCGGUUAUCAAUCUAAUGCGUAUGCUGGUGCAAGGCAGGUUAGUAUGGGCCUCUGCAUAUGCAUCUAAGGCACAUGCACGGAGCCAUUCCACUUUUCGCGCAUGUGGCCUGUGAUGCGGCGAGGGCUAAAAGUUGGGACGUGUAAUUGAGUUCAGCAGUUAUCCGAAGCCGAGGAUGAGCCGAGUGUAAGCCGAGCCGU